AUGGCUGCUUCCGACUUCCGUAACGGCCGUUACCUCACCUGCUCCGCCCUCUUCCGCGGUAAGGUCUCCAUGAAGGAGGUCGAGGACCAGAUGCGCAACGUCCAGAACAAGAACCAGAGCUACUUCGUUGAGUGGAUCCCCAACAACGUCCAGACCGCUCUGUGCUCCGUUCCCCCCCGUGGCCUUAAGAUGUCUUCCACCUUCGUCGGAAACUCCACCUCUAUCCAGGAGCUCUUCAAGCGCAUCGGUGAUCAGUUCAGCGCUAUGUUCCGUCGCAAGGCUUUCUUGCAUUGGUACACUGGUGAGGGUAUGGACGAGAUGGAGUUCACUGAGGCCGAGAGCAACAUGAACGACCUUGUCUCCGAGUACCAGCAGUACCAGGAGGCCUCCGUCUCCGAGGGCGAGGAGGAGUAG
Molecule: messenger RNA, 414 nt
Organism: Penicillium soppii
Lineage: Eukaryota; Fungi; Ascomycota; Eurotiomycetes; Eurotiales; Aspergillaceae
Exons: 1
Coding region: 1-414 (137 amino acids)
Biological process (GO): microtubule cytoskeleton organization; mitotic cell cycle
Cellular component (GO): cytoplasm; microtubule
Molecular function (GO): structural constituent of cytoskeleton; GTPase activity; GTP binding
Source: RefSeq, a predicted model, not a curated record